AUGCCGACGAGCCAAAGCAGCUUACCGCGCAGCCCAUCAGCGCUAGCUCAAUCCAUAUCGGCACUUCAUUUGGACGAGCAGAUGGAUGCAGAGGAAGUCGCGGCAGGCAUCGGGACGCACGAAUCGGGCAGCCCACAGAUUCCCUCCCCGGUCGAGACGGAAAGAUUGCUGCAGGCAACUUCCGAUAGAGUGGCAGACAUCAGUCGGGCCAUCUUCCGUAUUGAAGAGGUUCGACAUGCCAAAGCGCUAUCCAGCACGGAUGCAGGUGGUGGUAGCUCAUCAGCUGGUAACAGUGGCACAAGCAAUGUAGACGAGGCAUUCAUGGAGCUCAAUUCGCUCCUGGAGGAGGUGAGCGGGUCGAUGCGGAUAAUCGAGAAGGCCGUCUCUGCUUUGGCCGGUCUCGAUGACGCACCGGGACAGGAUUCAUUGUCAGGCGUACUUGCGGGCGCGAGGCGCAGGCGAGGAAGUGCUGGAAGUCUGGACAGCUUUACCUCCUUUGAUGAAGCCGCAGCAGACAUCUCAGACGCGACACCAAGCUCUGAAAGUAUUGUCAGACACUUUCAACAGCUGACAGAGCACUGGGCUUCUGCUCAAGUCGAAGCGGAACGCGUCAAACAAGAGCUGAGCGAAGAUCGGUACCUCACGGUAUUCCGAGGCCUCAGCUCCCAGGCGACUGGAAUGAUGGACUCGCUCGACAAGGCCAUUGUGAUCUGCGCAGACUUCAUCUCCAGCGUGCAACAAAAGCUCGCCUCAUCUCCAGCGCACCCAAACUCGCGCGAAGAAGAGCUAGACGAAGAAGAGGAGACACGCAAGAAACUAGAAGACUUGAAAAGUCGGCGGAGCGCGUUCGAAGUAAAGCGGCAGCACUACGGACCUGCGUGCGAGCGGGUGUUCGGGGUCCUCGAGCGAGGCCUCAAGGAGAGAGCUACAGCGCAUGGCAGCAUGCUCAGGCGGUACAGAGAGCUCAAGCAAAGAUGGAAAUCUCAACGAGACGCAAUGUCUCGCAUCGACAAGGAGCUGCGCAGAGCGGAGGUCGCCCUCUCUCCUCGGUCGAGGGAACGAAUCCCGUCUGAUGCAGCGCAUAGCGCCUCCAGUCCUGCUUCGAGCGCUGCAGAACUCAGCGUUGGCAGUCCUGCAUCAAGCUUGCGACCUCGUCCGGGUCCCAAGAGCAGCUCCAGAGAGCUUCGACCGACAGCGCAUCGAACCCCUAGCUCUAGCAGCCUGGCUUCGGCCGCUACGUCACCACCUCCUAAACCUCCCAAGAGUUCGCGCAGGCAAAGCAUGAUCGAUGCGCCGCCUCAAACUUCGAGUCCUUCCGCAUCAAGGUCGCGGCCUAUCAGUUCAGUCUACGCUCAAGGUGUUUACAAGCCUGGUGCUGUCUCGCACGCUUCGCCAAACGCGCCUUCACCUCGGGCUCAUGGUCGAAGUGCUUCUACCAAUCCGGUGCCGAGUCACACUGCCGGCGAGCGCGGGUACACGAGACCAGGACACGCGCCUUCCUUCUCCACGUCGACCCACUCUUCCGCCAUUGAUCCUGUCGAGCGCUUCGGCAUUCCCCAAUCUGGCCGCACCACCCCAGGAGGCACAUUCUUGAGUCCAAUGAGGCGCACACGCCCACUUGAUGUGGCUGGACCUCCCACGUCUUAUCGAACACCGAGCGGACUCAGCGCAGCCCUGAACAACAAUACCCGAUCCAAGACUCCGCAGCCGACCCCAACGUGGUCGCGAGGAUCCUCAGAGCCUCCUCCUGAUAGACCUCCUUCGCGUAACUAUGGCAAUCGGAGGAAUUCUAGCAUCUUCCAUGGCCCGUCGCCGCUAGAUAGGAUGAAAGCUGAGCAAGAUCUUGGCGACACGUCUGUGGACUCGAUAGGGUCGAACGACAGCGGCAGACCCGGAAGCGCUGCUGGCAUCUACUAUCGGCCACCUUCGUCUGCCAGCACCGCUACAGGCGAGCGCGGAAGUAAGCGUCACAGCAUGAUUCCACGCCUCUCUUUUCCCGCGUCGAAUGACCAUAAUGGUGACAGUCCUCACAGCAGGCCGGGUUCUGCUCUGUCACACGCAUCAACAGCCGCGUAUGCGGCUGCAGGCGCUUCGCCAGCACGUACCUACCAGGGCGGAAAUCGUUCGACGAUGCAGACACCUGAGCCAGUCCUGGCAGCGCGAGUUCAGCGCCUCAGCAUGUUUGCAAGACCAUCCAAGGGCACGCCUGCUACUUCCGCAAUGGGCGGCGUGUACGAUGCCACAGGAUCACCGGCUGCGAGGCGAUCCAGUCGGCCUCCGCCAGCUCGAUAUAAUGCGCACGUAACCUCUCCGCUGAAUAUCAACAAGUCCGGAAGGACGACGCCUCUGAGCGCUGCUGCUUUGGCAAAGCUACCGGAUGCGGGUCCGCCGGGACCUCGCUCCAUUUCUGGAUCGUCCGUCGCGAACUACAGGGCAGCUCGUGCAGGCGGAACAGCCGGCCUGGGUAGUUCCGCCAACCAGUCGCUCUCUGGCAGAGCUACGCCAACCUUUUCAGAAGGUGCCAGCAGCGUUGGGGCCUUCAGUGCACUAGGAGGCGCUCGGGCACAGCUCGAGCAUUAUCGACCAAAUCAAAACGAUGCAUUGGACGUCGAGGUGGCUCACAUUGCAAAUAGCCUGGGCGUGUAUCUCGAACGCGUCACGGAUCCAUUACCGAGGGGUGUCAGAUCGGAACCGAGACCUGGACAGGAAAUUCAAGCCCAGUAUUCGAUUGGUGGGGGCAAAGCGGUCAUGUGCAAGCUGCUUGAACUCGUGAGUCCGCAGCAGUGCGUGGCGUUGAUUGUGGAGCACGCUCGUUUGCUGAUGAUCACUGCUCUUGCGCAAUGAUGUAGCAUCGUCCCCAGAGCUCGGCCGGAGCUCGAAGCGGCACAAAGGUCAGGAAAAUUCUUGCGCGCGUAGGAGGCGGAUGGAUGGACCUGGAGCAGCACAUCUUGAACAAGAUCGACGAAGGUAUGGCCUAA
This is a messenger RNA of Ceraceosorus bombacis, 2978 nucleotides long. Lineage: Eukaryota; Fungi; Basidiomycota; Exobasidiomycetes; Ceraceosorales; Ceraceosoraceae. The record is from the annotation of a GenBank genome assembly.